AUGGCACUUGUGAGAGCAGCUCGGAAAACCUCCUCUUCUUAUACUUGUCGAUAUUGUCGUCAUCACGUGUUCCUGAGUUUCAGAGGCCAAGACACUCGCAAGACUUUCACUGACCACCUCUACACGGCCCUUGUCAACGCCGGAUUUCGCACUUUCCGAGACGACGAUGAAGUCCAGAGAGGAGAAGGUAUCAAGCCCGAACUUCAGAAAGCAAUCAAACAUUCACGAACUUCUGUUAUUGUAUUUUCAAAAGACUACGCGUCGUCCACAUGGUGCCUUGAGGAGCUCGUCAUGAUCCUUGAACGCAAGAGGAUCUCAGCUGACCAUGUCGUUUUACCUGUCUUCUACGACGUGGAUCCAUCCGAUGUGCGGAAGCAGACAGGAAGUCUUGCAAAGGCAUUUGCUAGACACCAAAGAUCCCAACCGUCAAACAAACUGAUGGGUAAUUUCUUUCCUACUACUUUGUUUUAUUUAUACUCUAUUGCAGUGAUGUUUGAAAUCUUUUUUUCAUUUGGAUUGCAACUUUUCAGACACGAGUCAAAGUUUAUCAACAAGAUUGUUCAAGUGAUAGGAGAAAAACUAAGGCGAAGACCCCUAAGUGUUCCCCACAGAAUGAUCGGAAUGCAUUCUCGAGUCAACGAACUUAAUUUAUGGUUACAAGAUGGAUCAGAUGAAGUUGGCAUACUUGUAAUUUAUGGCAUGAGUGGAAUAGGGAAGACAACCAUUGCAAAGUCUGUUUAUAAUACAAACUUUGAAAGAUUUGAAGGAAGCAGCUUCAUUGAAAACAUUAGAGAAAUUUCACAACAACCUAAUGGCCUAGUUCAAAUACAAAUACAACUUCUUUCUGAUAUUUUGAUUGGGAGAAAAGUAAAAAUACACUGUGUUAGUGAGGGAAUGACUGAGAUAGAAGAUGCGAUAAGCUCUAAAAGGGUUUUUCUUGUUCUCGAUGAUGUGGAUCAUAUUAGCCAAUUAGAUGUGGUGCUUGGAAUGAAAGAUCAGUUUUAUCCAGGAAGUAAAAUCAUCAUAACAACUAGGCGUGCAAGAUUGUUAAAGGUUCAUCAAGUUACAAAGGUGCAUACAGUUCAAACUUUGGAUAACAAAGAAUCAUUGGAGCUCUUAAGUUGGCACGCUUUUGGCCGAGACCAUCCCAUUGAAGAUUACAUAGAAUAUUCAGAGAAGCUAGUCGAUCAUUGCGGAGGACUUCCAUUAGCCCUUCAAGUUUUAGGUUCUUCGUUGUUGGGGGAAAGUAUAGGUGUAUGGAAAAGUGCAUUGGAGAAAUUAAAAGCCAUUCCAAAUGGUGAAAUAGUAAAUAAGCUAAGAGUAAGUUACGAUUCUUUGCAAGAUGACCAUGACCGAAAAUUAUUCCUCCACAUUGCUUGUUUCUUUAUCGGAAAGGACAAAGAUUACAUUGUUAAAAUACUAGAUGGAUGUGAUUUCUAUACAAUUGUUGGCAUUCAAAAUCUCAUCGAUAGAUGUUUGGUGACAAUUGAUGAAUUUGACAAGGUGCAUAUGCAUGACCUGAUUUGUGGAAUGGGAAGAGAAAUUGUUCACCAAGAAUCAGAGGAGCCUUGGAAGCGUAGUAGAGGAUGGCAUCAUAAGGAUUCCUUCAAAAUCCUGUCAGAAAAUAAUGUAAGAAACAUGUGUUAUAUGUACACAUAUAUGUUUUCCUUCUUGUAA
Prunus avium (sweet cherry) is the source of this 1677-nucleotide messenger RNA. Lineage: Eukaryota; Viridiplantae; Streptophyta; Magnoliopsida; Rosales; Rosaceae. The record is from RefSeq and is a predicted model, not a curated record.